AUGGGACACAAGGAGCAUGGAGGGACUUGGCACAUGGAAGCAGCUCAACUGGAUACGCAAAGGAAGAAGGGAGAAGCCAUCUUGAAGACCAGCUCGACCGUCCACUCGACCAACCGGUCGAGUUCCUCAACUCGACCGGCCAAGCUUCAACUCGAUCGAGCUGGAGUCAAAGGAUCAUCCAAGAUUGAAGAUGAGGCCAAGCCAAGAAAGAAGGUGAGAAAACCUAGGUCUGGCCGCAACAUGAAGCUUCUAUUCCCAAAGGAGCUUAUUGAUGAGAAUCUAGAAGGAUUCAAGGAGAAAGUUACAAGAACUCUACAACUUUUUCCUAAGGCAUUUGUGCCAAGGGACAUCCAUGGAGAGAUUGUCUAUCCAGCUGUGAAUCACCCACCAGAUACUCAUUGCAAGGAGAAAAGACUUGGAGGAUCAAAGAUGCCUCUUGUCUCCAUCUUCUCCUGA
Messenger RNA from Microthlaspi erraticum, 456 nucleotides. NCBI's taxonomy places the organism in Eukaryota, Viridiplantae, Streptophyta, Magnoliopsida, Brassicales, Brassicaceae. The record is from the annotation of a GenBank genome assembly.